GGCCGCUCGCUGGCAUCUCACAUUCCUGCAGAAGAAAUCGUGAGUCACUUGACAAGAAUUAGGAAAAGUUGAGUGUGCUUUGCUUCGUCCCGGCGGCCGUGGAAAUGCUCAGUUGUGCCCGUGGUGCCGAGGCUUGGCCAGUGGGCUGGGCCGUGUGUUGACUGGCCUGCCGGGGCGGGGGUCCCGAGCAGAGCUCGGGGAGGACGGCCUGGGCAGCCAGCUGGCGUGUAGUCGGCAAAUGCGAGGGCAGCGCACUUGGAUUGUAAGAAGUAGUUUUCCCUACGAGCUUCUGGUUUGUUUUUUCCUUAGGAAGUUAGUACCUCCCACUUUAGGGUAAAUGACACCCUCAGCUUUAGUUGGGCGUGAGUUUAUACUUUUUUCUGACAGAUUGUGAAAAAGGAAAUACUUAAUAUGUUUAUACAAUACGGCAUAGCUGAUACGUUAUAUAAUGCUUCAGAUGGUGUGUUCGAAAUACUCUUAAGGGAGAAUUCGAGGCGAAAUGGAAACGUUUGCCGGAGCGGUCGUCGGUGGUGCGCACGGUGAUCUGGAAGGUGGCCGACCGACUCAGGUCUGCCUUUCGUUUCCUUAGUGUCCUGAGUGUGGAGAGUGACGCGUGGAUCAUGAAGGUGGAAUGAGUGACUCCACAGAGUAGGAGUUCACACAGCACUUUCGUAGGCAGAAGAAGUGGAAGGAUGCUUCGUACGUCGGAGAUUUAAAAGUGGGAAUUAGAAUUGGUGAAAUAUGUGGAUGAAACAGGACUUGAAAGAUUGACCUUCAGUGCUGAGGAUUUAAGUGUCUACAGGUUGGGUGGUUAAAUGACAAAGGGGUGCAAGCACAUUUUGUUGGCUUCUUGUCCACUGGUUUACAUACAUUUACAGUUCUAUGUCAGUGUAUUACAACUUUAGAGAGGAACUACAUAUGAAUGAAAGGUACUGCGUGUGAACAGCAACAUUCUAAGCUGUAACUUUCACUUUUGUUGCAAAUUGUUAAAGUAUUUGAAACUGUUCCGGAGAAAGCCUGAGACCACUGGAGUGAUGUAAAUCCUAUGCCUCUGGGGGGGGCUUUUUGUGCUUCACCUGGCCUCUGGGCUCCUCACCAAAACGUUUUAGAGAAAAUAGGAUGGAGGAGAGAGCCCAUAUAUUAUAUUGAAAUACAGUUACCAAAAUAUUGAACCAAAUUGAUGCUCAAGCUGCUUACUUGCCCUUUGUUAGAUCAGUUAGUAACAGGUCAAGUUCGGGCUUUAGUGAUUCCUUUUGGAGCAGUGACCAGCAUAACUGACAGUUUGAAAUUUCUGUAGUAACUCUAGUGCUUUGUGAAAAUAUCUGUAAUUUCUCUUCGUGAAAAAGUCACAGGUACUGCUGAAACUCCAGGAUUUCAUGUCUUCCUUCAUGAUUGAAUGGGUGCUAAAUUUCAGCCAGAGAUUAUUGCAAAUAAAGAUGUGAUGUUUUUUCUCAUUCAGCUUCACGGAGACCAGGGUCUGAAUCUGUGCACUCUCCACCAUCCAUUAGUAGGCAUGUGUAUGUGCCCUUGUUUUCCUUCCUCAAGUGGCUGUCCUGGUGGCUAAGGGGGUGAGGGAAUAAAAGCAGUGAGUGCAGACGAGGGAACUCAUGUGUAUAUUAUAGCAGCCUGGGGUCAUUGUCAGGGCUGAGGGAGCUGCAGCAGCCAACUGGGGAGUGCCGUCAUAUGCUCCAGUCUUAUGCCACAACCAGAUCAGUUACUAUUUUGUCCUGGAUGUGGAAACACAGUGUAGAAAAGGUUCAGUCUGGAAAUUGUUAGAAUCAACAUUUAAGAGCCGGGAAGCCUAGUCAUUUGGUCAAGGCCUGGCUGCAGAGCCUAUCAAAUGAGGCUACACCUGUCAUCCCACCAGCCGUCCCUUGUUCUGGGGUGUCAGCCCCGCCGCUUUCGUUACUGUUUCUGGAAAGUUCAUUCACAGAAGGCUGUGUGAUACCACAGCAAACAUGCUGUCUGCCAAGGUAGUUUGAUGCCCGUGGCUUGGAAGUGCUGUGGUUCUGAGGGGACCUGGGGGGCAGGGUGGGGUUAGUGAGGGAGGUGGUCAGGGGACAGAGCAGGGUCUUCAUUCUAUCUAGGAUUCCUUAGGGAAAAGUUUCUACAGUGUUUUCAAAAUCUUCAACUGACCUACCAGGUUGCAAGACUAAGGGUUUGUGAGUAAAAUUUUGGAUUCGUUUUCUUGUCGUGAGCCUUCCUUUCAAUGAUCGGAGACAGCCAGCCCGCUGCCAGGCGCUGCCUCCUGUCACAGGUGGCUAAGCCGCUCCGCGUGGAUCGUUGGUGCUCCUGUCUGGGGAGACCACUUAGCUUGAGGGGAUCCCCACCACCCAAAAGGCACGUGCUGUUCUGUGCAGUCUCUAGCCGAAUGCAGCCGUCCACGUGCUGGUGAGGCUGUGGGGCACAUUCCCCGGAAACGCUUUUAUCGUUUGCCAUCUGCGACUGACACGUACAGGACGAUUAGCUUGUUUCGUCAAGUCUCAAGGUGGCCGGGAGCAGGCUGACUUCAAGUCCAGGGGUUGAGGGUUACCCAGGAAUAAGGAAAAUAGGAAUCUAGUUGGAUCCCAGGGACCACUAGUGCUGGGCUUUGGGGCGCACAGAACUGGUUUGAACUCUGGCAGAAGUCUGGCCUUCCUGGUUCAGCUGGACUGUUGCUCUGCACACUGUUGAUUGCAAGUUCUCUCCUCCCCGCAGCGUGGGGCCCAGCACUACCCGCCUCAUCCUCUUCCUGUUUCCCAGGGUACACCCCAGACAGAGUGACUGAGCUCUUUCCCUCCACCCACCUUCCAGGCGCUGACUCCUGGGCUAGGUGCUGCCCUCAGGGAGGGCUGGGCUCCUGCCUUCCACACGACCACCCUUUUGCAGCGGGGUCUACAGUAGGGUUGGUUCACUUAGAAGGGACUAUGGAUUGGGAGUACUGUGAUGCAGGUUCCAGCCAGAACAGUCUGAUCAGACUUUUGUAAAAAUAAUGCUUAAUGAGAGCUUGGUAAGCUCUCAAUAUAUGUUGUUUUAUGUUGUCUGAGAUAUUUUAUCAAGGUUUAUACUUUUUUGCAUUAAAAAAUUUAGGAAUUUAGCUUUGCAUUCUUUUAAAUUGUGUGUUUAUGUGUUCCCCCCCCCCCUCCCUCCCAGGAUGUACUUUAGCAGAAUUCUUUGCAGCAUAAACGCAAACACUUCUGUGAUUCUGUAGGGCAGGGGUUCUCAACUGUGGGACUGUUGACAUUUGGGGCCAGAUACUUCUGUGUUGUGGAGGCCGUCCUGUGUAUUGUGGGAUGUCAGCAGCAUUCCUGGUCGCUAUCCACCAGAUGCCACUGGGACCCCCACUUCCAGUUGUGAUAACCAAAAAUGUCUUCAGACAUUGCCAAAUGUCCCCUGGGGGAAAAAGUCACCCCUGGUUGAGAACUGCUCUACAACAGCAUUUCCCAAAAUGUAUUGUGUGGAACCUGAGUUUAAUGGGAUGUGCAUCCAUAUUUACGUAUUAGUUAUUUUGUUUUGUAUUUUUAGUCAGCAUUAUUAUGUAUGUUUCCAUGUACUUAUAUAACUCACAUGUUUCUCAUUUUAAAAAAUGUAUCAAAGAUCUCCACAUAAUUUUGUGAUUCUUUUUUUUUUUCUGUAUUGUUUAUGGCUGUGUCUGAUGUUGCAGAGCCUUUUGAGCAUUUAGGUUUUGAUACUCCCUAUGUUUUUUUUUUCAUCAUUCUCUGGCCUACCAAGCUUAGCGCUAGUCAGAUCACAGGGGCUGUGGGCAGAGGGAUAGUGCUCCUGGGUCCAUUUCUACGGUGCUCUGUCCCCGAGCACACAGUGCCUUGGGAAGAAAGAUUGUCUGUGUGAAAGGGCCCUUGCUUUCAUGAAGAGUUGGGGUUCUUAUUUUUUCCUAAAACCAUACCUUAACUCCUAACAAGUCCAUCGUGAAAGUUUUGAGUGUCGGUUUUUAAUAAUGUCGAUGAUAGUCACCGUCUGAAAAGCAAGGGUGUGAAGAAAUUUAAAAUUCUACCAGCAGUCUACUAAGACCAUCCAGCUCAGAAUUUACUAAAACGGAUUCUCAUACCAUUAAAUCACCUUUGUUAUUGGAAUUUUGCUGUGACUUUAAUGGACAUUUGGACCUUUGGCUUGGAAAUGCUUUUUUUUUUUUUUUAAAUACAGACUUUGUCUUAACAGGAUUUAGUAUCUGAUUUUAUUUGAAUAUUAAACUUCUAGAGGCACCUCCCCAAACCUUGUUUGAAAAAUAAAGUGAUUUCUUGACGAAUGUUUUCCUCAAUAUGAGUUGUUGACUGAACAUGUCCCAGGGAUGGGGCAUGUGAAGCCGGGAUGGAAGGCGGCCGACAGGUGGCUUGAGCUUCUGAGCCAUAGGCACUGAAGACUUCCCACACUCAAAAUGAAAACUCCUUGGACCGCAGUGACAGUUUCCUGAAAGAAUAGGCCGAGUUUCUCAAAAACGACAGGAAUCUUGAUUGGGAUUGCAGCACCAUGACUUACAGAUAAUGACAUGUGCCAAGAGCAACGGUAGGCUGUCCGUGAACUAGCAGAAGGAGAGGCAGCCCAGCGAAGCCGGCGGGGACAAGGCAACAGAACCUGCUCCUCUCCGUCUGCUCCAUUUCGGGACAUGCGGCUCUGCUCUGCUGGUUGCUCAGACACCAUUUGCUUUUGACUCAAGAUGAUGUGAUGUUUUAUUAUAAAACUCAUUAACCAUGAUGGCUACACAGACAUUAAGCAUAGACAGCUAUCAAGAUGGGCAACAAAUGCAAGUAGUAACAGAGUUAAAAACGGAGCAAGAUCCCAACUGCUCUGAACCUGAUGUGGAAGGAGUGAGCCCCCCACCCGUGGGGUCCCAGACGCCAAUGGAUGCGGACAAGCAGGCCAUUUAUAGGCAUCCACUGUUUCCAUUAUUAGCUUUGUUGUUUGAAAAAUGUGAACAAUCUACGCAGGGCUCAGAAGGCACAACUUCUGCCAGUUUUGAUGUAGAUAUUGAAAAUUUUGUAAGGAAGCAAGAGAAGGAAGGAAAACCCUUCUUUUGUGAAGAUCCGGAAACUGACAAUUUAAUGGUAAAAGCAAUCCAGGUUUUGCGUAUUCAUCUUCUUGAGCUGGAAAAGGUUAACGAACUGUGCAAAGAUUUCUGCAGUCGAUACAUUGCUUGUCUCAAAACGAAAAUGAACAGUGAGACUCUCCUGAGCGGAGAACCUGGAAGCCCGUACUCCCCCGUCCAGUCCCAGCAGAUUCCAAGUGCCAUCUCAGGCACUCUCAGCCCCCAAGGAAUCGUGGUUCCGGCAUCUGCGCUGCAGCAGGGGAACGUAACCAUGGCAACAGUGGCAGGUGGCACAGUGUAUCAACCUGUCACAGUUGUCACCCCUCAAGGCCAAGUAGUGACACAAGCGUUGUCGCCCGGCACGAUCAGGAUCCAGAACUCCCAGCUUCAGUUACAGUUAAACCAAGAUCUAAGCAUCUUGCAUCAAGAUGAUGGCUCAUCUAAGAAUAAAAGGGGCGUUCUGCCGAAGCACGCUACCAAUGUGAUGAGAUCUUGGCUCUUUCAGCACAUAGGGCAUCCCUACCCGACAGAAGAUGAGAAAAAACAGAUUGCUGCUCAGACAAAUUUGACUCUACUCCAAGUUAACAACUGGUUCAUCAAUGCCAGAAGACGGAUUCUUCAGCCCAUGUUGGAUUCUAGCUGUUCAGAAACUCCAAAAACUAAGAAGAAAACUGCUCAGAACAGACCGGUCCAGAGGUUUUGGCCUGACUCCAUUGCCUCCGGAACUGCGCAGCCACCACCCAGCGAGCUGGCCAUGUCGGAAGGAGCCGUUGUGACGAUCACCACGCCUGUGAGCAUGAAUGUGGACAGCCUCCAGUCUCUGUCCUCAGAUGGCGCCACCCUGGCGGUACAGCAGGUCAUGAUGGCGGAACAGAGCGAGGACGAGUCUGUGGACAGCACGGGGGACAGUGGGGCCACGCUCGCCUCCACCCACAUCAGUGGCCUGGUCCUGGAGAACAGCGACUCCCUGCAGUAGGGGGCCAGCAGGGCCCAGAACCGUGGGGCGGGCUGGCCUGACUUUUUAUAGUUUGCACAGCAAACAUUUUACACAGUUUUAUUUCUAAUAUGUUUUAUAUGUAGAUAGAGAAGAGUGCACUUUUGUAUUUCAUAGUAUGCUUCAAGAGCAUCUUUGCUGGUGCAGCGACUUCUUUCAAGUGUGCGUGUGCGUGUGUGUGCGGGUUUUUAAGGAAAUUCUUUAAAGGUUUAACGCUAAAAAUGUGAUGAAUGACAAACACCCCUGUGAGCCCCUAAUUAGAUUAAGGAAUAGUGUUGCCAUUUUCUAAAAAAUUAUGCAGUUUUAAUUUAGUUCUGUGGUUGAAGCAGGUCUCAGUGGGCUGAUUUCUUUGCGUGGCCCAUGGAUUUGAAAGAAGCUUCUGCAUCUUAAAGCUGCCGGCUCGAGGCGGGCACCGCACAACAAUAAAAUAGGCGUGACUCCGUGGUGGGCUUGCGGCGGUCUGAAUACGCUUAGGUUCUCGCACAUUCCGUGAGCCUGUUUCAUUUGCUAUAGAUAAAAAGAAACUCCUAUUUUUACCUUGCUGGAAUUAUUGGAUAAAAAAGCUAUUUUUAUAAAUUCGUUAUGAAUUGGAUUAUGACUAUGUUGAGGAUAAAAUUUCUAGAGAAGAAACAAUACAUGCUUAUUAUUUCAAUUUGGAAUGUUCUGAACUGACCAAAUUUAGUGAACCUGCCCAAAGUUAGCUAGCAUUCCAUGGUUCUCUGCCAUCCCAGGGUAGUGAUUUAUAUUUACUACUAUGAAAGAAACAACUGUUGAAUGAAAUUUUGAUACCUGCAAAUUUUAGUUUAUAUGUAAAUGCUCAGAUUGCAUCUUACACUCGAUCUGAACAUAGAUCUAAAGUUAUGCUAAAUAGGACUAGGUAAGUCAGGUGAAGUGUUGGCCAGUAAUUGGUUAACAGCUCUUACCACCCGUAUUUCUGUCUGAUUUGAAUCUGACUACAGUUAAAGGUUACUCUGCCACCUAGCUCUGUUGUUUUAGGAUCUUUUAGUCAGCCAUAUGUUUGCAUAGAAUGUUUAUUAUAAACUAAUAUAAAAUGUCCUCUACCCCACUGGCUCAGAGUGAGGGCCAAUAACCCACGCUCAGCUCUGUUACAUAAUUAACAUCUCCCUGAAGUGACAUGGUGACCCGGACUGGGGUGACAGCGUGACGGCAGACUCUCUCGCCAUUGGUCCUGGUGUCCGUUUUUUCUCCUUGUCCGUUGUUGCUUUGGAAUUUCCGGAGCCCUCCCCCUCUGACUUGAUCACAUGGGAUUUGGAAUAGUUUUAGGACUUCCGUUUUCCUGGUGACAAGACGAAUCAAAAGAGUAGACUGGGUUUUGUUUCCUUUGUUUUCAUGUAUUUGCAAGUGGGGCUCUUUCUCAGAGUGAAAACAAGCUACCUUGUUUCAUGAAGUCUUUACGUGGUCUUACAUGGGAUGGCCACAGUUCGUGUUUCUAAAGGAUAGUUUCAUGUUUGGGAAAGUCGUCCGUUCUUGGGGUUCAGUAGCACUAGCUGGCUAUAGACCAAGGUGACACUGAGGGAUAUUUUGAGCGAGGGCAGAUUUUGUUCUGCAACUGAUUUCCCCCCCCCCCAAAAUUUAUUGAUUCAAGUUAAUCACAGAAGAGUAUUAUUUCCUAGAUAACUUAGAAGGCAGUUAGAAAUACAUGGAAAUUUCUCUUAAAAUAUUUCAGGAACUUUAGAAAAAAACUUGACUAUCAGCUCUUGGCAAGAGAAUCACAUUUUUAAGCAGCAGUUACAUUCCUUAUUUAUAAACGAUUUGUAAUAUUUUUAGUAAGUCUACUCAAGUUUAAAAGAUCAUUUUAACUUGACCUAAACUCUGACAUUGUUGGACUUCUUGAAGUUAGGACCUGUGGAGGCCAGCCAGCCGGCUUCCUCCAUCCCCAGGCCCUCCUAGCCGCCCCUGCUCUUUGGCCGAGUGCAGAUGUUCUCCCAGUGUGGACUCCCAGCCGGUCACCAUCUCCCUCCCCGCCCGGGGGUCGCGAGGGCUACACAGACCUCGUCAGUGUGGAGGCGGGGGGGCCGCACAGGGUCCUCCUCCCCCCCCCCCCCCCGCGCUGGCCUGAGACUCGGCCUUCCAUGCCCAGUGACACCACGUGCUCCCUGGGGCUGAGGCCGGUUUUCUUAGGCUCUCAGUUCUCACUGGCUUCAGAGCAUCAGGAUGAGCCACUCAGAGGUGCGUCCGGGCUGGCCUGGGGACCACAGGUACUCGCACGCAGCGUGGCACACCAAGCUGUUUCGGUUCAGGGAACCGCCGCCCAGCAUAUUUGUUGUCUGUCUGCCUUUUAUAAAAACCCCCCAUUUCCAGCCCUCGGGCAUUCCAGAGAAUCUUUGCAAAGGGGACCGCAUCGACGUCCAGUUUCUGUGAGCAGACUCGGUCCUGACUCUCCCAAGAAGGAUGCUUUGGAUGCGUCCUGAGACCCAGACCAAACAUGCUGUCCCUGCUGUCGCGCUGUUGAGCAGGUAGCCGAUGGCCGACCGCGCCUGCAGCAUCCUGACUGCAGCUAGUCGAGUAAGUUCAGUGUUUGUCCCGGGUGCAGAGUGGGGGGGGCGGGGCGGGUGGGCAGCCAGCGGCGCCGGCUCGCACCCAGACCGCAGGAGCGGGGCUGCGAACACCCCGCACCCCCGGGGCGCAGGGGCCUUUUCCGCGCGGCCCGUCAUCGGCCGGUCCAGUCCUUCCCUGUGGGAGCGAGCGUCAGGGUGCGCUCCUUCUAGGCAGACUCGAACAUACCCGGACGGGGGGAGAAGGCCCGUCUCUGGCAGUUGGUGACAGAAAUAACUCCGCAAUCUGCCUUCGUUUUAGUUCUGUUUGGUCUAUGAACUGACAAUCUUUAAAAUGUGAAUACUGUAACCAUAUUGUUUUCUUGGAUUGUUGUCUUUAAAAGGGAUUUUUGUGAAGCAAUUGAUUUAUCAAAGCAAAAAAAUUAAAAAUAGAAACAUGCUUUA
Molecule: messenger RNA, 8974 nt
Organism: Leptonychotes weddellii (Weddell seal)
Lineage: Eukaryota; Metazoa; Chordata; Mammalia; Carnivora; Phocidae
Source: RefSeq, a predicted model, not a curated record